GCUCAAGAGUCAAUGCAGAACAACGUCAAAGCGGGAGCUUCAGAAAAUGUCGACGUUGACGAUGAAUCACCUCAGGCGAUCGAUGUGCUGACAUUCCGACAUCCACGAUUGGCCCGAUUCGUAGGAGCCGCCUUGAAAAGGGGCGGAGUCGACGGCAAGCGUUGUGAGGAAAACGAGGAGGCUCGACUGGAGCGUAAUCGCCUUUCACCGUGUUUCCGACGACAUCAACGUCGCUGUUUCUAUUCACACACAUACACAUUCACGCAACGAGCGUUUCUACACAUAGCACAUGCUUUGCGAAAACCACCCUUUGCCCCAUUCGGGACUGAAUCAACAGUGUUUCCCAUUUCUGAAUGA
Messenger RNA from Strongylus vulgaris, 357 nucleotides. NCBI's taxonomy places the organism in Eukaryota, Metazoa, Nematoda, Chromadorea, Rhabditida, Strongylidae. The record is from the annotation of a GenBank genome assembly.